Molecule: messenger RNA, 1611 nt
Organism: Linum tenue
Lineage: Eukaryota; Viridiplantae; Streptophyta; Magnoliopsida; Malpighiales; Linaceae
Source: the annotation of a GenBank genome assembly
GAGAUAACCCAUGUUUUUCAUUACAAAUUUUUUCCCAAGAACUCGCCAUUAGUUGGACCGAUUCGUGACUCGUCUAGAUGGGAAGCGUGAAAUAAACAGCUGAUCGAACCGCGGGGCGUAGGCCAUUCGUUACCAAUAACGCUGCAUUGGUGAUUCGCCAUUCUGCAAAUUUUGGCAGAUGACUUUCGUCGAGCAGUUGGCCUUCCCUUUUCAGCAAUGGAAACAGCGGACUACAAGCUCCUGCUCACCUGCCCAUCUGGACUCUCGCCAUCUCAGUUGGCCGUGGUUUUUGAUCGAUCGUACGAUAGAAUCCCCCAUCCGAACGCUGAAUUGGAGGACUCCAUAGGCCAAAUAUGGGAAGACAGAAUUCAGAGCAAUUCAUCUUUAUACAAUGGGAAGAAGUUCCGGUAUGGCGGAUGUAGUCUUCAGGAUGGUGGUGAAGCUAGAGGAGUUUCUCAAGCAUGCCUCCACCUUGGCUCGACAGAUUAUCGGUCUCUUUCCCUCCCUCCUUCCCUCUGUGUGUUAAAUUAUUUUUUGUAAAAAAUUGAACUGACUUAUACGAUAUCAGAUGGUCAAUUAUGUAACAGUUAAACAGCUAUUCAUCCAACUGCAAAAGAUAAACGUUGAAGUCUUUUAGCAUGGAUUGAGCUUUCGCUGUUAUCUGACAUUUGUCGGGACAAACUUGAAUCCUUUGUGGGAAAAUUUCCUUGCACCAUCUGAAGUUGUUUAUGAUCUUGGUGGUUCUCACUGUAGAGGAUGUGAUAAAGUGCCAACAUACAGCAAGUCCACUGGGUAAUGGCGCAAUUGUGGUAACCGCUGACAAUGAAAUUGUUGUGUUGAGAAGAAGUGAUAAUGUUGGAGAAUUUGCGGGACAUUUAGUUUUUCCUGGAGGCCAUCCAGAGCCUGAAAAAGUUGAAGUAGCAUCUAGUCAAAAUGGUCAGGAUCCUGUUGUCACAACUGAGGAACUCAACAAGAAGGUCUCUGAAGAGAUGUUUGACAGUAUUUCUCGUGAAGUAGUUGAAGAAAUUGGAGUACCUGCAACGUCUCUUACAACUCCAGUUUUUAUUGGUCUCUCUCGCAGGAUCUUGAAUGUCAGACCAGCUGCAUUUUUCUAUAUGAAAUGCAACCUGCCAUCCAAGGAAAUCCAUCAACUGUACUCUAGUGCUCUAGAUGGCUACGAGUCAAUCCAACUUCACACGGUCUCACCGGUGAUUUUAGAACACAUGAAAAGUAAAAUGCCUGGCUGUCAUCAAGGUGGAUUUGCGCUUUAUAAGCUGAUGAUUGAAGCUUCGACGAAAGUAUAGCUGAUUUCCCCCACAACAUAAAAGGAACUGUCCUCCUUCUGAUGAUACUGGAAUCCUCAGCUGCGGCAUUCAUUCUGAGUAACAACCCCCUUCAACUUGGUAUCGAAACUGCCACAAAGCUUCAGAACCAGGACUCGCCUUGUAUUCUCUUUUAUGUACGCAUACUUGAACAUGCUAAUGCAGAAGUGUUUGUAGUUUGUUACUGCAAGCAGAGGGCUUUGAAGCCACAUUUUUGUUUAACUCUCCAGUGAAAUGUGAAACUUUAUUCAAAUUUAUAUAAAUUUCAAUUAUACUUGCAACAGUCAAA